Molecule: messenger RNA, 2166 nt
Organism: Lates calcarifer (barramundi perch)
Lineage: Eukaryota; Metazoa; Chordata; Actinopteri; Centropomidae
Gene: isl2a
Product: ISL LIM homeobox 2a
Exons: 6
Coding region: 150-1532 (460 amino acids)
Biological process (GO): positive regulation of transcription by RNA polymerase II; neuron fate specification; axonogenesis
Cellular component (GO): nucleus
Molecular function (GO): DNA-binding transcription factor activity, RNA polymerase II-specific; cis-regulatory region sequence-specific DNA binding
Source: RefSeq, a predicted model, not a curated record
AAAAACACGUAUUAUGAGCCCUUAGAUAAAUAUUAAAGGAAUGUGAUACUAAAGGAAAUAACAAUAAUAUAAUCUAAACUCACACUGGAUGUCACACUGUAAAUCUCUACAACUGUGCAGGGAAAAUUGCUUUCACUUUGGAAACAGAGAUGGGCAGGCCAUGGGACACAAAGAUAAGAGAGAGAAGAAAAAAAGACGGCUGCUCUCACAGCCAGUCCAAGAAGCCAAAAGAAAAAAAAAAGAGCAAGGGUCCAGGAGGAGAUUUGCAUGGCACCCUCUCCCCGGACUCAGAGAGGUCCAGGUUUACAGACGUCACUGGUCGAGGAUCUUUGUUUUCUCUCCACCUCUCGGUGGAGGAAUACAAGUUUAUCAUCCAGCCAGGGACGGGACGGUCUCCUCUGCCGCUCCUCUUUCUUCCAUCUGUCGGCUUCGCACUGGGCUAUUUCUCCUGUAUGGUGGAUAUCCUGCUCAACACUUCUUUCUUGGAUGAUAUGGGGGAUCAUUCAAAAAAGAAGUCGGGAAUCGCAAUGUGUGUGGGCUGUGGAAGUCAGAUACACGACCAGUACAUCCUGAGAGUCUCCCCGGACCUGGAGUGGCAUGCAGCCUGCCUCAAGUGUGCAGAGUGCAGCCAGUACCUGGACGAGACCUGCACUUGCUUCGUCCGAGACGGAAAGACGUACUGUAAGAGAGAUUAUGCAAGGUUAUUUGGCAUCAAAUGCGCAAAGUGCAACAUGGGCUUCUGCAGCAGCGACCUGGUGAUGAGAGCCCGGGACAACGUAUAUCACAUGGAGUGCUUUCGGUGCUCGGUGUGCAGUCGACACCUCCUGCCCGGGGACGAGUUCUCCCUGCGGGACGACGAGCUGCUGUGUCGGGCGGAUCACGGUUUGCUGGUGGAGCGGGCCUCUGCGGGGAGCCCGCUCAGCCCGGGGAACAUUCACACCAGACCGCUGCACAUCUCAGACCCGGUUUCGGUCCGGCACCCUCCUCAUCACCGGAACCACGUCCAUAAGCAGUCGGAGAAGACCACCCGGGUCCGGACGGUGCUGAACGAGAAGCAGCUCCACACCCUGCGGACCUGCUACAACGCCAACCCGAGACCGGACGCUCUGAUGAAGGAGCAGCUGGUGGAGAUGACGGGCCUCAGCCCCAGGGUGAUCCGCGUCUGGUUUCAGAACAAGCGCUGCAAAGACAAGAAGAAGUCCAUCCUGAUGAAGCAGCUCCAGCAGCAGCACAACAGCGACAAAACCAAUCUGCAGGGGAUGACGGGCACACCUCUGGUGGCAGGCAGUCCCAUCCGGCACGACAACACCGUGCAGGGGAAUCCCGUGGAGGUGCAGACCUACCAGCCACCUUGGAAAACCCUCAGCGACUUCGCCCUGCAGAGCGACCUGGACCAGCCGGCCUUCCAACAACUGGUGUCUUUCUCUGAGUCGGGCUCUCUGGGUAACUCCUCGGGCAGCGACGUCACUUCUCUGUCAUCGCAGUUACCGGACACACCGAAUAGUAUGGUACCGAGUCCCGUGGACACGUGAGGAGGACCCCGGAGGUCAGCCUGGGACCUGGACCCUCACCACCCCAUCCACCACCCCUAACCCACCUCACCCUCCACGAGAGCGCAAAAAAUUAAAUAAUUAAAAAAUAAAUAAAAACACCUCAGUGACAUUCAAUCAGGAAAAACAACUAAAGGGACCAGGAUGGAUUAUGCUCGAGGAUGCAUUCAAGUCCCCGCUGGAGGAUCGGAAGUCUUGACUGUUCACCCUUUACAUCGUGUCUUGCUCAAGGACACUUCGGCACGCAGCUGCUGAUGGACAUCAUCUUGGUGGCGCGGGGGGAGGGGGGGGUCUCUUCCCUUUUGUACCAUGAUGCCGCGGUGCCAGAACUGGACAUAACGUGGGGGGAACACGUUGCGGGAUUCAAACACGUCAGCCUGUUACUGGAUGUCAGAGCGUUAAUACUUAACAGUAUGUUUAUCAGGAAAAUACAAACUGUGUAGAUGUGCAUGAUUUGUAAGUUUCAAUAUCGACUCUUGUAAAUUAAUGAAAAAGAUGAGAGAGAGAGAGAGAUGCGCGCUGUUGGCGUUGUUUUCUCCAGAAAAUAAGUUAUUAUUAUUUAUUAUGAGGACAGACAUAGCCGAACUUAUCAAUAAAAACCAUAGUUCUAACUGAA